AUGGCCAAGCCCUAUGACCUACCAUCAAUGACCUCAAUGUUGUUGCCGUCAUCCAUUGCCGUGUCCAUGCUGCCGGCUGGAAAGAUGGCAGCGCUCAAGAUGAUGCUGCUGAUGGCAGUGGCGGCCUUUGGGGCGGUGGCGCUCGCUGAUCGUCCGUGGAUGCAGGAUCCAAAGGCCGAUCCCGAACAGCGGGCCCAAGCUUUGCUGGAUCAGAUGACCCUGGAUGAGAAGAUCUUGAUGCUGCACGGUAGCAGUGGCCCCUAUGUGGGCAACGUGCCGGCCAACACUCGCCUUGGCAUUCCCGCCCUCAACCUCAAUGACGGUCCUCAGGGCUUCCGCCCCGCCACGGACCUGGCUGGCACCUCGACCGCCUUCCCCUCGGGUCUCACCGUGGCGGCCACCUGGGAUAAGAACCUGACAUACGCCUGGGGUGCGGCCAUGGGUACUGAGUUCUGGAACAAGGGCUCAAAUGUUCAGCUCGGUCCGGGCGUUUGUGUCGCCCGCGUGCCCGUCAACGGCCGCAACUUUGAGUAUGCCUCAGGCGAGGACCCCUUCCUUGGUUACACCAUCGUCCAGCCGGCCAUCAAGGGCAUCCAGGACCAAGGCGUCAUUGCCAAUGUGAAGCAUUACGUCCAAAAUAACCAGGAAACCAACCGCCAAACCGUGAGCGAGAACGUGGACGAGCGUACGCGCUUUGAAAUCUACUACCCACCCUUUGAGGGUGCGUUUGAGGCUGGUGUGGGCUCGCUCAUGUGCAGCUACAACAAGAUCAAUGGCUACUGGAGCUGUGAGAACAACCAAACGCUUGGCACUGAUCUCCGCGUCCACCUUCUCAAGGGCCAGCGUCUUUGGGUCAUGAGCGAUUGGGGUGCCACGCACUCUACUUCCAUCAUGCAGGGGUUGGACCAGGAGAUGCCGGGUGGCAAUUUUAUGGGUGACACUCUGAAGAGCAUGGUGGUCAAUGCCAGCAUCCCCGAGUCGGCCGUCAACCAGUCCAUCCUUAACAUUCUGGUGCCCAUGUUUAGCGUGGGGCUCUUUGAUCGCCCCAACAACAACAGCAUCACUGCCAACGUGACCUCGGAUGCCCACAACGCCGUGGCCCGGGAGCUGUCUGCGGCUUCACACGUCCUCUUGAAGAACGAGGGCGACUUGCUUCCCCUCGAUCGCUCUUCGGUCAAGACCAUUGCCGUCAUUGGCGCCCAGGCUGCCACCAACACAAUUGUGCACGGUGGUGGUUCCGGCCAGGUAUACCCCCCCUACGUCAUCACACCCCUGGGCCUCAACGGACCCUUUUGCAACGACCAACAGCAAUGCAUCUACUACAGCGAUGGAUCCAACCUCACCGAGGCCGCCGAACUGGCGGCCAAGGCUGAUGUCGCGCUCGUUGCUGUGGCGACCACCUCGUCCGAAGGCUCGGACCGCGCAGACCUCUCCCUCGGUAACGGUCAGGACGAACUGGUGACCAUGGUGGCCGCGCACCAGAGCAACACCAUUGUCCACAUCACCUGCCCAGGUGCCGUGCUCACGCCUUGGCGCGAGGACGUCAAGUCUAUUUUCGUGAGCUUUAUGGGUGGCCAAGAGCUUGGUAACGCCAUGGCUGACGUUAUCUUUGGUGAAGUCAACCCCUCGGGCCGCCUGCCCCUCACCUUUCCCAACGUCGAGAACGAGAUUGGCAUGACGACUCGCCAGUACCCAGGCCUUGACAAUGGCCUCGAAGCCUACUACGACGAAGCCCUGCUGGUCGGUUACCGCUGGUACGACCACCAUGCCAUUACCCCGGCCUUCCCUUUUGGCCAUGGUCUCAGCUACACCUCCUUCGAGUACAGCGACAUCCAGGCCUCGAAGACUUCCGUCUCCGUGACCGUUACCAACACGGGUUCAAAGGCUGGCGCUGAGGUGGCACAGCUGUACCUCGGUUUUCCUUCCAGCGCUGGUGAGCCGCCGCGCCAAUUGAAGGGCUUUGAAAAGGUCGUCCUUGCUCCUGGUGCCAAAACCACCGUGACCUUUGACCUGCGCCCCCGUGAUCUCUCGAUUUGGGAUGUCAAGCAACACGCUUGGAGCCCCGUUUCUGGCACCUUUGAGGUUGCCGUGGGUGCGUCCUCCCGGGAUAUCCGCCAGACGUCGAGCUUUGACAACUAAAUUUGGUGUUGACCGCUGUCAUGGCCGGCAAGCGUACCUCCAGGCCUGACGGUCUGGCUAACCCGUUUCUGCUUUACAAGUGGCGGAAUCACGCCUCGACCUCUGUCGUCGACCAACCAAUUGAAUCUUAACUC
Messenger RNA from Monosiga brevicollis MX1, 2273 nucleotides. RefSeq lists its product as uncharacterized. Gene Ontology annotation, biological process: glucan catabolic process. Gene Ontology annotation, molecular function: beta-glucosidase activity. The transcript is spliced from 10 exons. The coding region runs from base 1 to 2139 and encodes 712 amino acids. The record is from RefSeq and is a predicted model, not a curated record. Lineage: Eukaryota; Choanoflagellata; Craspedida; Salpingoecidae.